Molecule: messenger RNA, 216 nt
Organism: Suillus subaureus
Lineage: Eukaryota; Fungi; Basidiomycota; Agaricomycetes; Boletales; Suillaceae
Exons: 2
Coding region: 1-216 (71 amino acids)
Source: RefSeq, a predicted model, not a curated record
AUGACUCGAACAUUCUUCACUGACAAGGCAUGCUUCCAAUCAGAUCUAACCCUCAUCAGAAGGCAGUACAUUAACGGCCCAAAUUACUCCCGUACUCAUGAAGCGUGGGUCGAGAAACAGGGUCGUAAUGCUAAAGCCGGCAUCAAAGAACUCGAGGAAGACGCAGUUUCAAAAGGCCUUAACAAGGGCGAGGGCCAUAAAGUCUUCUAUACAUAG